Molecule: messenger RNA, 639 nt
Organism: Formica exsecta
Lineage: Eukaryota; Metazoa; Arthropoda; Insecta; Hymenoptera; Formicidae
Product: probable cytochrome P450 6a17
Exons: 3
Coding region: 1-639 (212 amino acids)
Molecular function (GO): monooxygenase activity; heme binding; iron ion binding
Source: RefSeq, a predicted model, not a curated record
AUGAUUGGACAUUUAACAGGCGAAUUCUUCCACGAUGUCUACGUAAAAUAUAAGGAGCAUCGUGCUUUUGGAAUAUACACGUUUUUCAAGCCAAAUCUGGUAAUCGCCGAUCCUGAUCUUAUUCAGGCGGUGCUGACAAAGGAAUUCAAAAAUUUCCAUGAUCGCGGAAUGUUCUGCAACGAGAAGAUUGAUCCACUGUCCGGUCAUUUGUUUGUACUACCCGGGAAGAAGUGGCGGAAUUUGCGCGUCAAGUUAACACCCACCUUCACUUCAGGAAAAAUAAAACAAAUGUUUGCGAUUCUGAAGACAUGCGGCGAAGAGUUCGUAAAAAGCCUAGAAAGCAUAGCUCAAACAGGAGAUUCCAUUGAGAUAAAAGAUUGGUUUGCAAGGUAUACAACGGAUAUAAUUAUGUCAACAGCUUUUGGAGUCAAAUCCAAUUGCAUAAAGGAAGGCGAUAAUGAAUUUCGAUAUUGGGGAAAAAAGGUCCUUAAAAUGCAUCCUUUUUGGAUUGCCUUAUCUAUAUUCACACCCCAAGUUCUAGAUUUCUUUUCUAUCCCUUUCAAUGACCGAGGUGCCACCGAGUUUAUUACGAAAACGUUUCAGAACAAUGCAAAAGAGUUUUUAUGUUUUAAUGUUUAA